GAUGCGCAGUGGAGAGUUCCAGAGCGAGCGCACAGACAGGAGCGACAGUAAGGAGAGAGAGAGAGAGACAGAGAGAGAGGGGAAGGGAAGGGAGGAGAAGGAGGUGUCGGAUCUGCUCCAUUGGGAUUCGGCUCAGCUCUGCGCUAAAACGCUAUCGGCGGACUCGGCUUACAAAAACGGAGCUGAGCUGUAAAACGCUUUAAAUGACCGCGAGCGGCGUAUCGUAGUUGUGUUCUUCUUCGAUCAACACUCAGGCUUGGAUAAAAUCUAAACAGUCUAACAGGACUGAAGGGGAGCAUUCAUGGGGAGACUCGUCUCGCAAAGCGUCCGGAUUAUCUGACUGGAGCGUUUGGACGUUUCUAAACCACUGCAUCCAACAUCUAGAUCAAGACGUGGGCUUUUUUUGUUUUGUUUUAGCUGGGUCUGUAGACUUUUUUUCUGAAGUUCUGGUCAUGGCGGACCAGGAGGAGACGUUUGCAGUUCAGAAUUCUCCGGUUGGUUCGGAUUCAAGGGAAUUACAAAGCGACAACAAACCAGAGAAACAGAACGGAACAUCGAGCAAAUCCCCAUCUUCGCAGACAACAUACAUCCAGCAGGGAAUGGAAGGCAUAAAAGUUUACCUACACGAAAGGGAACUAUGGAUGAAGUUUCACGAAGUGGGCACAGAGAUGAUCAUAACCAAAGCCGGACGGAGAAUGUUCCCCAGCUUCAAAGUGAAAGUGACCGGAUUAAACCCCAAAACGAAGUAUAUUCUCCUAAUGGACGUAGUUCCAGCGGAUGAUCAUCGAUACAAAUUUGCCGACAAUAAAUGGUCUGUGACCGGGAAGGCAGAGCCCGCUAUGCCAGGGAGGCUCUACGUCCAUCCGGACUCCCCAGCCACAGGAGCGCACUGGAUGAGGCAGCUGGUGUCCUUCCAGAAGCUGAAGCUCACCAACAACCACUUGGACCCGUUCGGACACAUUAUCCUGAAUUCGAUGCACAAAUACCAGCCCAGGAUUCAUAUUGUUAAAGCAGAUGAAAAUAACGGCUUUGGCUCCAAAAACACUGCUUUCUGUACUCACGUUUUCCCUGAGACAGCCUUCAUCGCGGUGACAUCCUACCAGAACCACAAGAUCACGCAGCUCAAGAUUGAAAACAACCCAUUUGCAAAGGGCUUCCGUGGAAGUGAUGACAUGGAAUUACACCGGAUGUCCAGAAUGCAAAGCACCAAAGAGUACCCAGUAGUUCCUCGCAGCACAGUGCGACAGAGAGUCGGCUCCAGCCACAGUCCAUUCAGCGGAGACGUCCAGAGCAUGGCUACAACUGGCACCCUUAGCUCUGCAUACUCCCAGUGUGAAAAUGGGGUCACUAGCACCUCCCAGGACAUGCUGCCCCAGUCUGGCUCCUACCCACUUCCACAUGAGCACGGUCAGGAGUACUGCAUCAAGAGAAAAGUGGAUGAUGACUGUCACUCAGGCGAGCACAGCUACAAAAAGCCCUACCUGGAGAGUUCUUCCAGUGAGGACGACCACUACUAUCGGCCUGUUGGCUACCCUCAGAGCCUCAGUCUCACCGCUGGGCCCUACCGCAGCGAGUCCAGCCAGCGGCAGGCCUGUAUGUAUGCCAGCUCUUCGCAAGGCGCCGAACCUGUCCCCAGUUUGGAAGACAUCAGCUGCAACACGUGGGCCAGCGUCUCUCCUUACGGCAGUUGUUCCGUCACCACAAUGCAGCCGAUGGAGAGGCUACCCUAUCAACAUUUUUCCGCUCACUUCACCUCAGGGUCUCUGGUGUCCAGACUAGGAGGAGUGGGGGGCCAUGCUUCUCCACAGCUGGGGGAGGGCCAUCACGCUGCUAUGUACCAGAGCUCCAUGACCCACCAGACUCUGGGCCGCCAAUGCAGUCCCGGAGCUGGCAUCCAGUCACCGACAGCUGGCUUACAGGGAAACGAGUACCUCUAUACGCACGGCAUACCACGCACACUAUCGCCACACCAGUACCACUCUGUACAUAGUGUCAGCAUCAUGCCAGAGUGGAGUGAGAACAGCUAAGAAUUAAACAAUUGCAUGAAUUGAAGAAGAAAGAAAAGGACCAAAAAAAGAAAAAAACUGUGUCGGUUAUAUUUAUAUUUCCAAGGACAUGUUGCUGUUAAUCUUAAUAAGAACCAGAUUUCUUUAUUGAGAAAACUUGACAUUCUUUAGGUGGUUUACCAGGAGAGGUGGAACCUGAUCAUUUAGGAACUUGUCACAGGAUCUGCACUUAUAAAAAAGCAACAAGAACACAAAUGGACAUUGGGCUGAAGCAGGACCCUCAUGAAGCCUGCUCUGGUGCAGAGACACUAGAGCUGACAUUGAACAGAACAGGAAUGCUUCAGAUAGUUGGAAAGGAGAUCCCAGGGUAAAUGUGUUUUUCUGCAGCAUUCUGUAUAGGAAGCCAGUAAACAGCAUUUAUAUUUCCUGAAUGUUUAUCCUCUGUCAUAUUUGCCAAGGUUCUCAGUUUCUUUGACACUUUUGUCGCAAAAUUAAAUUGUAAAAAAAAAAUGCUGAAUUAGAAAAACAAAAAACAAAGCCUUAAGUUGGUUUUGUUGUGGCUCUUUAAAUUUUGAAAGUGGAUGUACACGCAUUUAGAUGAAAUACCUCAGAACACUUUUAUUAUGUUUAGAGAAGAAACAGCUUGUAAGGAUGUUGAUACCUCUUAAACAUUUUCACAUUUAAUCAUGUGACUUCAUAUAUUUUUGGGGAUCUGAUGAGAUACACCAACAAAGUUUAGAGCAUAACUGGGGAAGUGGAGUGAAAAUGAUACAUGGUUCUCAAAUUUCUUUUCAUGUACAAAUCUAAAGGGUGGGAUAUUUGCCUCGAUUCAGCCUCUCUGGGUCUUCUAUGCAAAUACAGCUCCAACUGUAUGUGAUAUAACUGUAAUAGCUUUACUCAACUAGAGAUUGAAUUUGUUUACUUAAAUCCUAAUCAGAUUAGAAAACUUAAUUUUAAAAUCUGUUGCAGAUGCUCAGUCUUAUUUAUGUUUUGACACCAUCUACAUUUUUCUAAAAUGUCUGUAUGCUUUAAUUUAAGAAAUUCAAUCAAUCUCUGGGUGCUGGAAGUUUAGCUCCAUCCCACUCUCAUGUUUCCCAUGGCCUAUGUAGUAAUUUCUAGCCAAAACCUUCAAGUGUAAAUCACCAGAAGGUCUUUUUUUUUCUUGAGUUGAUUUCAGCAUUUUUCAUCUUUACCUGUUCAGCAAUAAAGUAAACAUACAAAAUUUAAACAAAAGCAAUUACAUUUGUUGUAGAGACCUUUUCUUUUAUUGCAAUUUCAGCAACAGGGUCAUUUUUGUUUUAGUUUGUCAGUGAACAAUUCAAGAAUACAGUAGUACAAUGGCAGGGCACCAUCAUUUUUACAACCAAUGCCAGAAAUACUGAAUGGAAGCCUAAUGAAAUCAUCUAAAGUGUCAUUUUCUCGGGAAGUCUUAUCAGAUCUGUUGAUCUUAGUUUUUGGAUUCUUAUCCAACAAUGUUAGGAAGAAGGUUUGUAAUUUUUUCAACCACAUGCAGAGUCACACAGAUAACAAGUCAAUCUUAACGUUUUAUUUGCAAAGGCAACAAGAAUCUGCAGGAAGUCAGUUGAAAUUUCUUGCUGGUCUUAGGGGAGAACUGCAGGAAGAGAAGUGAAAAACAGGAUAAAUCUUUAAGUGAUCCGGCAGCUUGAGGUGAACCGCAGAGCGACUGAGCAAUGCCUGGAUUUCAAAUGAGAGUUUGCGAUUAGAAGCCUUUAGGUUAAUGCCACAAGUUGAUAUCCAAACCUUUUUUCCUGGUGAGUACUGUUGAGCAGGAAUCUUGCCAUUGGACAGACAUACAUUUGUUACCACUCACCAGUUCAAGGCAGAAACUGGCAGGUUUCAGACAUGACUGCAGUGCCUAAUGUGCCGUUUGACAGAGGUAACUGACAUGUCCUGCUUGUCAGGUGGAAACAGGGGAGGUUGGUAUCCUAGAAAGAACAAAUGGAGGCAGACCAGUAGAAGUGGAAGUGUGACAAUUAUGUGCAUAUUUGGCACAAGGCAUAAUGAUCGGUGUGACGAACAGAAGUAGCAGAGGGAUGCCUUAAGCUUCUGGUUCAUGCGUUCGAAUUGAUCAUUUCUUUGGGGAUAAAAAACCUGAACUGAGAGCAUUCUUGACC
Cyprinodon variegatus (sheepshead minnow) is the source of this 4141-nucleotide messenger RNA. RefSeq names its product T-box 5 (gene tbx5a). The record is from RefSeq and is a predicted model, not a curated record. The transcript is spliced from 9 exons. Bases 453 to 2027 code for a protein of 524 amino acids. Gene Ontology annotation, biological process: positive regulation of DNA-templated transcription; cell fate specification; regulation of transcription by RNA polymerase II. NCBI's taxonomy places the organism in Eukaryota, Metazoa, Chordata, Actinopteri, Cyprinodontiformes, Cyprinodontidae. Gene Ontology annotation, cellular component: nucleus. Gene Ontology annotation, molecular function: DNA-binding transcription factor activity, RNA polymerase II-specific; RNA polymerase II cis-regulatory region sequence-specific DNA binding.